GUUUGGUAACCAGGAGACGGCGGAGGGAGGCCGCCGCCUGGGAUCGGGACCGCGCCUGGGCCCCUCGCUGGGAUGGCGGAGCAGGAUUCAGCUACUCUGGCUGUAAUAAACUAUUACUGCCAAAAGAAAUAUUUUAAUCACAUCCAGAUCGCAGCAGACGAGGGACUCAAAAAAUAUGGCAAUGAUGCGGUGUUCUUGUUUUUUCAUGCUUAUGGUGUUCUUAUGGAAGACCGAAUUCAAGAAGCUAUCCGUGAGCUCGAGACUGUUAAAGAAAAGCCGGAUGUGUCUCUGUGCUCUAUAAUGGCUCUAAUCUAUGCUCAUAAGAAAAGUUUAGCUCCAGAUCGUGAUGCCAUUCAUGAGCUUGAUAGCAAACUAAAAGAAGACCGGAAAACUGCAGGACAGGCGGCAUUGUAUUUUGCGGGCCUCUUCCUUUGGCAUAUUGGGCGUCAUGAUAAAGCUCGUGAAUACGUUGAUAGAAUGAUUAAGCUUUCUAAUGGAGCAAAAAAGGUUAGUAUACUUUCUAUAUAUAAUGUGGUCGAAUGCAGGAUUAACCAAGCAGUAAUAAGUAUAAAAAUUUCCAAAUGGUGUGGACGGAACCAGAUUGUCCUUCAGCAAACCUAUACCUUGGUUGAAAGAGCAUUCAGCAUAUCGUCACGUAAUGCAGAGAUUGCAAAUGAACUUGGCUAUCAGAUGGUGUUACAAGGAAAAGUAAAAGAAGCUGUGAGAUGGUACAAAACUGCGAUGUCACUGGAUGAAUCAAGUGUUCCUGCGUUAACUGGUAUUAUAAGAUGCCAACUAACUGAGGGACAACUAGAAGAUGCAGAACAACAGUUGGAGUUUCUUAAUGAAAUUCAACAAUCUAUUGGAAAAUCUGCGGAACUGUCAUUCCUGCGUGCAGUUUUGGCUGUGAAGAAACAUAAGGGGCAGGAUGAAGUAAUUCAUUUCCUAAAUGAUGCUAUUGACAUUCAUUUCUCCACAUUGCAAGGCCUGCCUCUGGGAGUUCAGUACUACGAAAAGUUAAAUCCUGACUUUCUAUUAGAAAUUAUGCGUGAAUAUCUUGUCUUCUGUCCCACACAGCCUGGAGCUCCUAGUCAGCCACUAUCUCCAUUACUGAAACAUUGUGCUUCAGUGCUGGAGACUGUUGUGAAAACAGUACCAGGACUAUUAGAAGCUGCCUUUCUAAUGGCCAAAGUUAAAUACUUAGCAGGUGAUGUUGACGCUGCCCAAUGCAAUCUGCAGCAUUGCUUAGAACAGAAUCCUUCAUAUGCUGAUGCACAUCUCCUGAUGGCUCAAGUUUACCUGUCUCAAGAAAAUUUUAAACUCUGCUCACAUUCUCUGGAACUAUGUUUGAGUUAUAAUUUUGAGAUUCGUGAGCAUCCCCUGUAUCACUUGAUUAGAGCUCAAACUCAGAAGAAAAUGGGUGAUAUUCAGGAAGCCAUUAAAACCUUGAAGAUUGCUGCAGGUUUGCCUGCAAUGAGGAAAACAGGAAGUACAUCCAAAUCAAAGGGCAAAAAAAUUGAAUUUAGUGCAACUGAUCGUGUUUCUGUUUUUCUGGAGCUAGCGGAGGCUCACCGCAUGAAUGGAGAACAGCAUGAAGCUGCCAAAGUGAUGCAAGAUGCCAUCAAUGAAUUUUCGGGCACCUCUGAAGAGUUACGUGUUACAAUUGCUAAUGCAGACCUUGCUGUUGUACGUGGGGAUAUAGAGCUGGCUCUUGGUAUGUUGCGGAAUGUUACACCUGAGCAACCUUAUUUUAUUCAAGCAAAAGAAAAGAUGGCUGCCAUAUACUUAAACCAGAGGAAAGAUAAACAGUUAUAUGCAAGCUGCUACAGAGACUUGGUUGACAAACUUCCUGGACCCCACACCUAUCUUUUGUUAGGUGAUGCCUACAUGAAUAUUCAAGAGCCUGAAAAAGCCAUUGAUAUAUAUGAACAAGCUCUAAAGAAAAAUCCAAGGGAUGGAACUUUGGCUAGCAAGAUUGGAACAGCACUUGUUAAAACACAUAAUUACAAUAAGGCAAUUAAUUAUUAUGAAGCAGCUUUGAAGACUGGCCAACAGAAUUUCCUUCGUUAUGACUUAGCUGAACUCUUGCUUAAGCUUCGACAGUAUGAGAAGGCAGAAAAGAUCCUACUGCAGUCAUUAGAACAUGAUUAUGUAAGUGAUCUUCAAGCUUUGAUGGAAGAUGCACGAUAUUUAAUGCUUCUGGCAAAAAUAUAUAGUAAGAAAGAGAAGAUAGAUGAUGCCAUCCUUGCAUUGCAGAGGGCAAGGGAGGUCCAGGCUCAGGUGUUAAAACGAGUUCAAUUAGAACAGGCUGAUGCAGUUCCACACCAGAAACAACUUGCAGCAGAGAUCUGUGCUGAAAUAGCAAAGCAUGCUGCAGACCAGCGAGACUAUGAAAAGGCAAUUAAGUUCUACAAAGAGGCACUUGUCUAUUUUGAGAAUGACCAUAAGGUAAUGCUAGAACUUGCGCAGCUUUACCUUGCUCAAGAUGAUAUUGAUGCCUGUCAGCAUCAGUGUGUAGUUCUUCUGAAAAGUGACCAAGAUAAUGAUGAAGCUACCAUGAUGAUGGCAGAUCUGAUGUUCAGAAAGCAGGAUUAUGACCAAGCUGUGUUUCACUUCCAACAACUUUUGGAACGCAAACCAGAUAAUUUUAUGACAUUAGCACGUUUGAUCGAUUUGUUGAGGAGAGCUGGAAAACUGGAAGAAGUUCCCAGAUUCCUUGAUAUGGCUGAAAAGCAUACUUCAAGACCAACUUCUGAGCCUGGCUUUAAUUAUUGCAAAGGAUUGCACCUCUGGUACACUGGAGAACCAAAUGAUGCACUCCGACACUUCAACAAGGCACGCAAGGACAGUGACUGGGGACAAAAUGCAAUUUAUAACAUGAUAGAGAUCUGCAUGAAUCCAGACAAUGAUACUAUUGGAGGUGAAGUCUUUGAGAACCUGGAUGGAGAUAUGCGAAACUCAACUGAAAAGCAGGAGUCAGAACAGUUGGCUGUGAUGACAGCAGAAAAACUACUGAAGGAACUCAAACCUCAGACUAUUCAAGGCCAUGUCCAGUUGCGCAUAAUGGAAAGCUGCUGCCUCAUGGCAACAAAGCAUAAAGCAAAUGUGGAACGAGCUCUCAAUGUCUUCACUGAAAUAGCAACGGCUGAGAAGGACCACAUUCCUGCGCUCUUUGGAAUGGCCACAGCAUAUAUGAUUUUAAAGCAGACACCUCGUGCAAGGAAUCAGCUAAAACGUAUUGCAAAAUUAAACUGGAAUGCCACUGAUGCUGAGGAAUUUGAAAAGAGUUGGUUGCUUCUAGCUGAUGUUUACAUUCAGUCUGGAAAAUUUGAUAUGGCAGUUGAACUUCUUAAACGCUGUCUACGGCACAAUAAGUCCUGUUGCAAGGCUUAUGAAUACAUGGGAUACAUUAUGGAAAAAGAACAAUCUUAUAAGGAUGCAGCUACUAAUUAUGAGAUGGCUUGGAAGUAUUGUAACCAGACAAAUCCAACAAUAGGGUACAAGUUGGCUUUUAACUAUUUGAAGGCAAAACGAUAUGUUGAUGCUAUUGACAUUUGUCAUAAGGUAUUAGCCGCCCAUCCCAAUUACCCAAAAAUGAGGAAAGAUAUUCUUGACAAAGCUCGAGCAGCUCUCCGUUCUUAAUUGGGUCAUAUGAUGCUAGCUUUGCUUUCAGAUAUUUCUGAAGUAUAUGUAUAUUGUUUGACAUGCCAAUCUUGCAUUAUGUACAAUUGCUUCUAAUGUAUAAUUAUCUAGAUGUAUUACUUUUGUAUGCUUUAUGACCCAUGGUAGUUUAUAUACAAAGUUCCAUAAUAGUGUUUCAUUGUUUUUACAACAAUGUUAUUUUCUUUUUAAAUUACGAGUAUCUGUGAAAAUAAAUUUGCAUAUGUAUAAUUCUCUAAUUUUCUACAACACGUCAAUGAUGUAAAGCACAAUCGUUCAGUUUAGAUGAUUCCCUAAAGGAGUUGAUCCUGCAAGCGUCAGAAUUUUCAAACCACUUGAUAGAUAUUUUAAGUACAAAUUAAUUUGAGAUGUCUUUGAUGUCAGUGUUUAUUGUCUUGAGCUUUUGGAAAGAGUCUGUCUAUUCUGAUUGACUUAAACUAAAAAGUGAUCUGUAUGUAGUAAAUCACAGUAUCUAUAAAGACAUUUUAAAGAAACAAAUAAAACUAGAUUAGAUGUUGUAUAUUUCUAUGAACCUGCAAAACAUGCCAAUGUAUUUUUCCAAUGCAUGCAACUUAAAAUUAGUUGCUGUGCAUAGUUUAGAUCGUCACGUGUUCCACUUCAAAACUAGUAAGUUCUUAUUAAGCUUUCACUUUUCUGUCUUAAUUUGUUUGCAUUCUGCUUUUUGGUACCUUUUGUAUUUCUGAAUUAAUUUACAAAUAUUGCUAUUGAGUGGAGUAAAGGGACGUUCUGUAAUUAGUGCUUUCUACUUAUGGUUGUAUUGUUAAAAACAAGAAUUUUUUGCAAUCUGAUUAUUUCAAAGUAAAAAUCAAUAAAUAGGCAAUGUUGAUUUUUUUAAUAUUGAA
Rhincodon typus (whale shark) is the source of this 4523-nucleotide messenger RNA. RefSeq names its product tetratricopeptide repeat domain 21B (gene ttc21b). Gene Ontology annotation, molecular function: protein binding. The transcript is spliced from 26 exons. The record is from RefSeq and is a predicted model, not a curated record. NCBI's taxonomy places the organism in Eukaryota, Metazoa, Chordata, Chondrichthyes, Orectolobiformes, Rhincodontidae. Bases 73 to 3642 code for a protein of 1189 amino acids. Gene Ontology annotation, cellular component: intraciliary transport particle A. Gene Ontology annotation, biological process: protein localization to cilium; intraciliary retrograde transport.